GAAACAGGUGACUCACGUCGCACAAUACUGAGAAAGACGCCCUCUUUACAAACCCGAGGUUGCGCUGCUGCUGUAGGCUUUUGAUCGUGUCUCUGUUGUGUUUGUAGCCUAUUUUCUCUAGACUUGUCUGAAUAAGGAAAUGUAAUAGGAAUCCAGCACCACCGAGGGUGAGAAGUGACUCGCUCUACAACGUAGACUACUGUAAUUUACUCCGUAAAUAAAAAGUAGCUAUAAACGCACGUAUGAAUGCUUUGAUUUACCUGGACUAUUGCGGAAAGACCAAGGAAGGUGAUAGCCAACAUUUACGCACGGAUUGGGUAUUCUGAUUUUUAACCAUGGGGAAAAGAGCCGCGCUGGCGACUUACGAUAAAGAGUUCAGCUUUGUCAGCCCAGUUGUCAAAUAUCUACUUUUCCUUUUUAAUUUAAUAUUUUGGACAGAACAAGAUAGCGAUGUCUUGUAUCAGGGUCCAGAGUCACAUCCACUGCUCAUUGCUGGACCCUCUUCAUCUCAGCAUCACACAACUUCUCCAUCUCCUUGGUAACGGUAUCCUCCAGCUGAGACGCAGCUCUCCUUAAGUUCCCCAUACACAGAUCACAGUAAACACUAAUCUUAGUCCAGUCCCUGGUGUUCAUGGGGUGCACAGGGACGGGAAACUCUGGACUAGAUGAAGGUCCUCAGUGUGUGAAAUCUGCUCUAGCUCAGUGCUUCUCCUCUUUAACUCAGUGAUUUCCUCCAGCUUUUUAAUGAGCCCUUCAGCCCGCCUCUCUGCUGAUUUCUGCUUCUUCUCAAUCACCCCAAUGAGCUCAGCCUGGCUUCUUUCAAUGAACUCCACCAGAGCAGUGAAGAACUGCACAUUUGCUAUUUCUCGAUUUGCGUCUUUCUUGCUGGCCUCCACAGAGCGUUUUGAUAUCACUGAUCUUCUGCAGUCGCUCCCGGAUCAUUUGCUGCACUUGUGACUCCGUCUUCCCCAGCUGAGCCUUCCUCUCCCCAAACUCUUCCUCGAGAGGGACGGUGUGAUGAUCUCAUUGGUGUUGAUGUCUAUUGGCAUUUACGCCAGGAUGAUGAAACAUGCCGAGGCAGCCAUGGCCUGUCUAGCGGUGGACCCUGCCAUCCUGCUGCUGAUCGUGGGGGUGCUCAUGUUCUUCAUCACCUUCUGUGGCUGUGUGGGCUCCCUCAGAGAGAACAUCUGCCUCCUACAGACAUUCUGCAUCUUCCUGACAAUCAUCUUUCUGCUGCAGCUAGCUGCAGGUGUCCUGGGCUUCGUCUUCUCAGAUAAGGCACGGAAUAAAGUGAGUGAGAUUAUCAACAAUGCCAUCGUUCACUACAGGGAUGACAUUGACCUCCAGAACCUCAUCGACUUUGGUCAGAAAGAGUUCAGCUGUUGUGGAGGUGUCACCUACACCGACUGGUCUCAGAACAUGUACUUCAACUGCACCACAGACAACCGCAGCCGAGAGCGCUGCUCUGUUCCCUUCUCCUGCUGCCUGCUGUCUAAAGAUGAGGCGGUCAUUAACACAAUGUGUGGUCAGGGGAUGCAGGAGCUGCCAUAUCUGCAGGCUGGUGCCUUCAUCCACACCAAUGGCUGCAUCGACAAGCUGGUCAACUGGAUCCACAGCAACCUGUUCAUGCUAGGGGGCAUCGCCCUGGGUCUGGCCAUCCCACAGCUGGUGGGGAUCCUCUUGUCUCAGAUUCUGAUCAACCAGAUAAAGGACCAGAUUGAGCUUCAGAACUACAACCUGCAGCACCGUACUGACCCUUGGCAGUAACCUGGUCAUGAUCAGGUCCUACCCAAUCAAACUGGACCAGGACUAGGUCAUCAACCCCAGGGUCACCCAGGGGGUGUGGGAGUCUGGAAUUCUAACCCCUUUCUGCUAGAUGGGGCUCAAGCUUUCAUGUAGAUGGUGUUCAUUUUCAAGGCUGCUUGAUCAUUUCAAUGGUGCAAGGACUGGCUUUGAGGCUAAAGAUUCUGGCUGGAUGAUCCACCAUUUGACAAGAGUCGAGGUGGUCUGCUCUCUUUCUGCGUUCUUGACUCUCUUGCGUGUCUUUUUGUUCAGUAUAUAAUCUAACCAACUGAGCUACCAGAACCAAUGGUUUAUUUCCUGAAUGGGUUGAUGUAGCUGAGGGACCAGACCCAUGUGGAUUAGCUGAGAAACCAAGGUUCCGAAAAGGUCUAGAUGCCUGGACAGUGUGUCAAUGUGUGAUUGUUUCGUUUUAGCUCACCCAGUAUUCUGGAUGGGUGGAGUUUUCACUUUAUGACCAAUGGAAUGGUCAAUGUUGAAACUCUGCCCACCCUGUGCCCCAGGGGAGCUAAAAUCAAUGCAUCUAAUCAGGAAGUACUCCAGCCAGACAGCCAAUGGAGAACUCCUCCAUUCACAGCUAUUCGUCAUUUGACUCAUCUCAAAUAUGGCACGAUCUGUAAUUUAUUGAAAAGGGAAAAAACCCAGCAACCGGAGUCCAAACCCUGCUGAAAUAAUGUAGACUCUGUCCAGUUCCUUUUUUGUCAAUGUGGUUUACGACAUUGAUCUGUUAUUUAUAUCCAUCCAGUUAUCUGCUAAUACUCUCAUAGAGUUGAGAACAAGACAAUUCUGUCGGCCCUUCUCAAAUAUGAAAGAGCAAACCCAAGUAAUGUAAUAAGCUCAUUAGCUUUACAGUCAAUUUAGCUUGUGUGUAUGUUAAAUCUCCCAACUGUAGUUUGCCAUGCAUGCUAUAACAAGUUUUAUAAACUGGGUUGUUUGAUCCCUGAAGCCUUUCUUUUUACUGCGCCAAUUAUGUUGGUAACCAGUUUGUAAUAGCAAUAAGGCACCUUGGGGGUUUGUGGUAUAUGGCCAAUAUACCACGGCUAAGGGCUGUUCUUAGGCAAGAAGCAAUGCUGAGGCAGCGUAGCCUAGUGGUUAGAGUGUUGGACUAGUAACCGGAAGGUUGCGAGUUCAAACCCCCGAGCUGACAAGGUCGUUCUGCCCCUGAUGGCCUGGGAACAGUUAAGAAUGUGUUCUUAACUGACUUGCCUGGUUAAAUAAAGGUAAAAUUAAAUAUUGGCGAUAUACCACACCCACUCGAGCCUUAUUGCUUAAAUAAAUCAUUGCACCUACAGCAUUUACAGUAAAGUGUUACCCAAUUGAUUUCUACACAUUUUAAGGGAUAUUCCAAUUUAGUUUUACAUCAAAACCAUUCACACAGAGUAAAUCGUUGUCCCCCCUUUACCUCCAGAACAGCCUGAAUUCUUCAGGGCAUAGAUUCUACAAGGUGUGGCGUUCAAACGUUGCUCUAUUGGUAUCAUGGGACUUAAUGUUUGCCAGGAAAACAUUCCCCACACCAUUACACCACCGCUACCAGCAUGUAUCGUUGACACCAGGCAGGAUGGUGCCAUGGACUCAUGCUGUUUACGCCAAAUCCUGACUCGUUGGACCAGACAAUGUUUUUCCACUCCUCAGUUGUCCAGUGUUGGUGAUCGCGUGCCCACUGGAGCCGCUUCUUCUUGUUUUUAGCUGAUAGGAGUGGAACCUGGUGUGGUCGUCUGCUGCAAAUAGCCCAUCCGUGACAAGGACCGACGAGUUGUGCGUUUCGAGAUGCUGCCUGUUAGCUUGCACGAGUUUUGUUUGUCUCACCAUUCUCGGUAAACCCUAGACAAGCCCAGGAGACCGUCUGUUUCUGAGAUCCUGGAACCGGCACACCUGGCAUCGACGAUCAUACCACGCUUAAAGUCACUUAGGUGACUGGUUUUGCCCAUUCUAACAUUCAAUCAACAUUAACUGAAUGCCUAUCUGCAUGCUUUAUAGAGCAAGCCAUUGACAGGUGACUCACUGUCUGUAGGAGCGACCCAUUUUUGUGAACGGGGUGGUUUAUCUAAUAAUCUGGCCACUAAGUGUAUAUUUCAAGCUAAAUUGACUGUAAAUACAUUCCUUUCAAUAGAGCAUAUAUUUUGGAUAUGAAGCAUUGUGGGUAUCCAUACAGACCAAUAAUGUAAUUGUAGUUUAUUACUCACUGAGCUACUAGGGGAUUUCCCCAUUUGAAAGCGCAACAGAAAGGCCUGAUUUUAUAAUAAACAGUCUUAUUUUCCGUAACGCCUUUUACACAAGCACUGGUGUUUAGAUUGGCAAGCACUACAACGCUGGAGUUUACACUAAUGCUGUGACUCUCCAUAACAUAACCAUGUUGGGCCGUCAGCUAGACCGGUUGGCAUUACCCCUCACAGGGGUUGUGUUCAUUAGAGCACGCGACGGAAAAUGAAAUUGAGCGCUUCUUAUGGGACAAGUCCUGUUUUAGUCCGUUUUGUUCCUAAUGAACAUGACCCAGUUAGGUCCACUGGGAAUAGCAGUUUUUUUUUUCUCAAAAUGUGGGUCAACAUACUGUUACUGGUCAAGACUACUGAUUAGCUCUGUAUUUAAACGGUACAGGUGGGUGUGGAAUUCAUUCUAGUAACUGACCCAUGUAAAAUCCUAACAAUUAACAUUAAAAAACACUUUUACAUGUCAAAAUUAGUUCCACAAUUCCCCUUAGGUACAGAGAGUAUUUACUUUGACUCUACGUGGUAAAAUGGUAAUUACUCUCUUAUGUAAAGACAAUAUCUUGUGAAUUCUUUAUUUGUUUCUUUGGGAAUCAUCACAACAAUAUAUAAUAAAUAAUAAGCACUCCAAUCCAUGUAUCAGCUAGUUGGUUACCAAUUGUGUUGAAUUCAUGUAAUUAGUGCCAGAAACUACCCAAUGACACCAUUUCUAAUUGUCCUAAUAAACGGCAGGUAAAUACCAGUGGAAA
Oncorhynchus keta (chum salmon) is the source of this 4753-nucleotide messenger RNA. It is a transcript of the gene tspan33a, whose product is annotated as tetraspanin 33a. Gene Ontology annotation, cellular component: membrane. The transcript has 9 exons. NCBI's taxonomy places the organism in Eukaryota, Metazoa, Chordata, Actinopteri, Salmoniformes, Salmonidae. The record is from RefSeq and is a predicted model, not a curated record. Bases 1018 to 1767 code for a protein of 249 amino acids.